Molecule: messenger RNA, 1485 nt
Organism: Morchella importuna
Lineage: Eukaryota; Fungi; Ascomycota; Pezizomycetes; Pezizales; Morchellaceae
Exons: 17
Coding region: 1-1485 (494 amino acids)
Biological process (GO): riboflavin biosynthetic process
Molecular function (GO): GTP cyclohydrolase II activity
Source: RefSeq, a predicted model, not a curated record
AUGGCGGAAGACAACAACGCUCUCCUCGCCCAGAUCCUCGCGGCAGUCAGCCAGAUCCAGAGCGACAACAAAGCCCUCGCUGCCUCUGUUGACGCCAUCAAUGGCCGUGUAAAUGCCCUCGCGGACGUCAAGAAGCUCAAAGAUGCUGCCCGCCCUGACACGGCCCGCGUUUCUGCCCUCCUGCCGCCGCCGCUGCACCAUUGGCAGAUCUCUCCCCCGCGGCCGAGACAAAGCGGAAUUGACCCCAUCAUCAUGAAUUGGGGACACAAGGACCCGAUGCAACGGGGCCCGGUGGUCGUUUCAAGAGCAGGUUCAACUGUCAGGCGCAGGAACGCAAUUGGUGCCCAUGGUGGCUCGUACACCCCUCUAGGGCCCUUCCCUCAAUGGUCCGAUCCCAAGAAGAUUGUUGCGAUGGACCCUCUCGGUCAUCUUGCGCCAUGGUUGUACAAGGAUUACAUUGGAAAGGAAGAUGUCGAGAUUCGUCCUACCAUUGCAAUUACCAAAGCCCACAUGAAGCUACCUGAACUCGAGCAGAGUGUGAGGGAAGGUCGAUUGAAGGUUGAUGGCAAGAUCUGUUUGAACGAGUCAGGUGAAUUGGCUGUCACCAAGUUCGCCGUGGAGCCGGUCUGGUAUCUACCAGGUGUUGCGGAGAGAUUUGGAAUCGAUGAGGGAACCCUUCGCCGUUCGCUAUUCGAGAAUACCGGUGGUUCAUUCCCCGAGCUCAUCACCCGCGGUGACAUCAAGCUGUUCCUUCCCCCAAUUGGAGGGUUGACAGUAUACUGCUUUGGCGAUGUCGCGAAAAUGUCCGAUCCUAACGUUAAAUUGGCCCUUCGGGUCCACGACGAAUGUAACGGUUCCGAUGUGUUUGGAUCUGAUAUCUGCACAUGCCGUCCAUACCUUAUCUUUGGGAUUGAGGAAGCUGUGAAGGAAGCUCAGAAGGGUGGAAGCGGAGUCGUCGUCUACUUUAGAAAGGAAGGUAGAGCGCUUGGUGAAGUCACUAAGUACCUCGUAUACAAUGCUCGUAAACGCGGUGUCGACAAAGCCAGCGAUUAUUUCAUGAGAACUGAGAACAUUGCCGGAGUAAAGGAUAUGAGGUUCCAAGCCCUGAUGCCCGAUGUACUCCAUUGGUUAGGUAUCACGAAGAUCGACAGAAUGCUCAGCAUGUCCAACAUGAAGCACGAUGCGAUCGUUGGCCAGGGAAUUCCCAUUCACGAGAGGAUUCCGAUCCCGGAUGAGCUGAUUCCGGCAGACUCCAGGGUUGAAAUUGAUGCGAAAAUCCAUGCUGGAUACUUCACCACCGGAAAGGUGAUGACUAUGGAGGAGCUCAGCGCCGUUCAGGGACGUGCGUGGGACGACCGGGGAACCUCGAUUGAUCUUGUGAUUACCUGGUACUCGAGUCCUUCUCUUUAUGGUAAUUUCACUUCACAUCUUGUGUAUUGUACGUUUUUCUGCAUUAAGGCCUCUUAUGUUUUACGAUUCCAAUGA